AUGGCAAACGAAACAGACCAAAUUUUCAAGCUCAGACGAUUACGUAGUGGCUCCGCUGCUCGGCUUGCUGGUUGGGAACAAAUUAGCACGGUUGACGAAGAAGACAAUGAUGAUACUUUGGAUAAGAAGAAAGGUGGUAAUAUCUCAGUUAUUACUGUUCCUGGAGGACCAUUGGCAAAAGGACAAGCAACAGCGACAACAGCAGCAGGAGCAGCGGUCGCUGCACGUAGACAGCAUAAUAAACCAGUCGCUUGUACAGCUAAAAUCAAUAAUUCUUCUGGAAUAAUUAUUAAAUCCCUUAUUAAUCAAAAUGAAUUAUUACGUCAAGAUAAUAUACAUUCAUUAAAUUUUGUAAAUAAAACAGAUUAUGAUAAAACAAAAUCAGUUGGGAAGAAAUCAGAUAGAAAAACUCUUCUCACUGGUCAUCAUGUAAAAUUUACAUGUCCACGAAUAAAAAUCCCCUCCCCUUUAUCAAGUCAACAGACAACAGGAACAACAACACCAGCGUCGUCCUUGUCGCCGUCAACUUCAAAAUUGAAUGAAUGGAUACCAUUGAAGGGUAUUUUUGAUUUACACACUAAUUCAAAAGUUAGUUCUGUUAAACCUUCAUUCAGUCAAAUUGAUGUUACUCCUACCCUUCCUCCUUCGACUACUACUACUAAUAAUUUAACUGUUAUAAGCAAUAAUAAUAACAGUACACCUAUUAUUGAAAUAAAUGAUGUCUCAACUGUCGAUACAUUUGAUCAUAUCUUACGUGUUCCAAUCCUCGGUAAUCGUCAGUCGGGUAAAACGACUCUAGUGAAACAAUUUAUCAAUUGUAUUGAUCCUGGGAAUCCUAUACCAACACGUAAUCGUCCAGUCUACUAUGAUCCUAUGAUAUCAUUCAAUGAUCGCCUAUAUCAUGUUCGUUUAAUUGAUUGUCCACCAAUUGAAAAAAAAUUUCCAACAAAUUCUGUUGAUGAAUGGGAAAGUUAUCGUGGUUGGGGGUUGAGAAAUGCUACCGCAUUUAUAUUAGUCUUUGAUGUGAACUCUGAAUCCUCAUUUCAGUAUAUACGUCAUUUACGUGAUCAAAUUAUCGCUGAAUUUAAUGAUAUCCCUCUGUUGUUAGUAGCGAAUAAAAUAGAUUUAUUACAACAAACCACAAGUGGAUUAAAUUCAUCACAUUUUAUACCAUCAUUUUAUUCAUCGUCAUCCACAUCAUCAUCAGGUGUUACGGCAUCUACACCAGGUUUAUCACAGAGUACAACAUCAACAACAAAUUCCAGUUAUCGAUAUAAUAUACGUCGUGAUAUUAAUAUUAUUAUUAAAAAACAAUGGAAACGUACAGUUCUUGUUGAAUGUUCUGCUAAAUACAAUUGGCAUGUUAUGAAUGUUUUUAAAGAAUUAAUGCGUAUUCUAGAGAAUAGAGAGCAGGCGCAUAAAGCAACAGCUGCUAGAGCUGUACAAAAUGCUUUACGGAAUAAUCAAUGUUCUAUUAUGUAA
This is a messenger RNA of Trichobilharzia regenti, 1482 nucleotides long. The record is from the annotation of a GenBank genome assembly. NCBI's taxonomy places the organism in Eukaryota, Metazoa, Platyhelminthes, Trematoda, Strigeidida, Schistosomatidae.